Messenger RNA from Sodiomyces alkalinus F11, 1377 nucleotides. Its product is annotated as S-adenosyl-L-methionine-dependent methyltransferase. The record is from RefSeq and is a predicted model, not a curated record. Bases 1 to 1377 code for a protein of 458 amino acids. NCBI's taxonomy places the organism in Eukaryota, Fungi, Ascomycota, Sordariomycetes, Glomerellales, Plectosphaerellaceae. Gene Ontology annotation, molecular function: O-methyltransferase activity. The transcript has 4 exons.
AUGAGCACCCCAGCCCAAGAGUCCGACGGAGGAGACAUGCUCGAGAAACUCCACCUCCUCACACCCGAGCUGCUGAAUUCCAUCACGGCGUACUCUGCGGCGACGUCCUCGAAAACACCGGCGCACGGAGACGACGCCGACCGCGUGGAAACCGAGCGCCGGGAGCGGAUCGUGGAGGCGGCGCAGGCCAUCGUGGACGCAGCGAGGCCUCCGCAGCCCGAGUGGAUGAACCAGUCGACGGCGGGAGCCGAGUUCGUCGCCCUCCGGCUGUUUAUCGAAUGGGGCGCUUUUGAAGUCAUCCCCGUCGAGGGGAGCAUCUCGUAUGAGGAUCUGGCGCACGAGAUGGACGCCGAGGUGCAGCUUCUCACUGGGGGGGCGGGGGCGGGCGUGAAAGAGUUGAGGGAAAAGACUGAUGGGGAGAGCGAAACGAACACAGCUCGGCUGGCGUGGUUGAUGGUCUCGAGCGGCUUGCUGGAACAGGUGGGAGAGGACCGAGUGAGACAUACGCCCAAGUCGAGACAGCUUACCGAGAGCGUCCCGCUCAGGAGCAUGUGGCAGCUCAUGUUCGACAACUCCUUCACAUCAUCGGCCUCCCUCCCGCGCUACUUCCGCACCUACGGCCGCAGGGAGCCCAAGGGCCUCACCCACAUCCCCUUCACCUUCGCGCACGGCGCCCCGGAGAAGAAGUUCUGGGACGUCCUCAACGCCGAGCCGGGCCGGAUGCAGGUGUUCAUGCACGCCAUGACGGCCAUCGACAAGCAGGUGCCCCUCAUGGGUCCCAUCACGGGGCUGUACGACUUUGGCUGGGUCGCCGACGUGGUGGCGGACGAGAAGAAGAAGAGUAGUUCUUCGGACCACAACCGGCCGCUGCUCGUCGACGUGGGCGGGGGCAAGGGACACUGCAUCAAGGCGUUCUGCGCGGGCGAGGACUCGCCUCUCUCGCAGGACCGGUGCGUCUUGCAGGACGUGGCGCCGGUGAUUGAGGUUGUGCGGAGCGAUGAGGCUUCUGGGCUGGCGGGGGUGACGCUUAUGGCGAUUGAUUUUCACGUUGAGCAGCCCGUCAAAGGCGCCUUGAUCUACUACAUCAGACACUGCCUGCACAACUACGACGACGACACGGUGGUGGGCAUCAUGAAGCGCACCGCCGAGGCCAUGGCGGACGACAGCAGGCUUCUGGUGGCCGAGUAUGUCAUGUCCAACCCCCCCAGCCGGUUUUCCAUCUGGAUGGACUUUAUCAUGAUGAUGUCGGGCGGCAAAGAGAGGACGGCAGCACUAUGGGAGGAGGUGGGCUCUCGGGCCGGCUUACGGCUGGUGGCUUUCCAUGGCAUUGAGGUGUCUUUGGAUGGGCAUGCAGUCAUCGAAUUUGCCAAGCGGUGA